Molecule: messenger RNA, 1928 nt
Organism: Anastrepha obliqua
Lineage: Eukaryota; Metazoa; Arthropoda; Insecta; Diptera; Tephritidae
Gene: wgn
Product: tumor necrosis factor receptor superfamily member wengen
Exons: 6
Coding region: 367-1647 (426 amino acids)
Source: RefSeq, a predicted model, not a curated record
CUCGACAAAAUUCACAUAAGUAUCGGACGCGCGCUAGUUUCUAACGCGGCGGCAGCGGCAAUACAAGAAAAAAAAUAUUUUUAAAUAGAAAGAAACUUUUUUAAGCUUUUUCCCUAAGUUAAUACAGUAGAACUUGAGCGAACAAAACGUUUUAUGUUAAAUUUUGAAAAUGUUUUGAAAAACGUAUAUUUUUUAAGUUGUUUGAUAAACGUUUGAGCAGAUUUAAGAAUUAUUUGUUAAAAAAAAAAAGGUGGCAGUGUAAAGAAAAAUAAUGAAAAUUGUAAAAUAAAUUAUUGAACUUGCAAACAAAAUUUUAUUGGAAUGAUAAAACAGUUAAUUACGCUCCAGAAACUCAGGACAUAGAUAAUGUCGACUCGAACCAUGACGACACGCACCUUUCCAAUAACGACCACGCCCACUACUCCUACACCUGCACCUACCACGUUACACACACACUUAGCAACAACAACAACUACAACAAGCCCACUGUCUAAUGCGAGCGCAAGUGACAAUGCUAAUGAUAGCCGCCCAACACCCGUCGCACACACCCUCCUCAACACAAUGCACACACAGGCGCAAAGUAUCAGUUGGCGACUGCGCCAGUAUUGCACACAAGCCAUAGUAGCGAGCAGCAGACGGAGAAGAAGAAGGCGUGAUGAUAUUAAUGAUAAUAACAACAACAACAAUAUAACGAACUGCAAUAGCAGUAACUGCAACCAGAGCAAUAGCAACAAUAACAACAGCUUUGCGUGUAGCACGCCUUCGUAUGCGGCGUUGCCUGAAGCUGAGCACUACUAUGACCACAACAACAACAGCAACAGCUAUACGAGUAACAAUAACAAUAAUAAUAGCAUAUUCAGCAGGGGCAGCAAUAGUAACUUAAGUAAAACUACAACAGCAACAAGUUCACCUGCAAUACAACUUUUGAACACCGCAGUCCGUGCCUUGAGUAGCUCGUCGAAAGCGGCUAGCUACAUUGCAGCCCUACUCGUUCUCACCACGCUUUGUUCCUUCUGUGCUGCCUCGCCCUGCGACUUGCAUAGCUGGUGGGAUCCGCUCAAGGACAAAUGUAUUACUUGUACUGUGUGCGAGGGUGAUUUAAUACCAUUGCGCACAUGCCAGUCGCAUCGUGACACGAUAUGUGGCUCCAUCUAUGAUUUGAAUAUCGAUUGGGUUGUGCUGGCGAAAACAGAGCCCAACUGGAAGGAGCGCCGAAAGGAUGACGCUAACAUAGAAUUCGAGCAACAGCUGUCACAUGAGGAGUUGCAGCAAUUGCAAGAGGAAUCGCUGGCGAUGGAUUGGCAAACAACAGCGCUCUUCUUGGCCGUGCUAGCCUGCUUGUUCUUCUUCAUUGUAGCCGCGGGCAUUUUGGUGCAUCACAUGCGGCAAUGGCGGCGUAUGGAGCGUCGACUUGAUCAAGAUGUUGAAGAAUUGUCAACGAAAUUGAUGGCAAAAUUAGCCGAAGUACAGAGUAUGGAAGGUGGAACAUUCUUCAUUGGCAAUGCCGAUGCAUUAGGAGUGCCAACGACUUUCCAGCCGCAGCAUGUGCUAUUACCGGAAAAACCGGCAAAACAUCAUGAACGGCGUAUUUUAAAAACAUUACAACCCGGUAAUGUUUACAUUGAGGAAAAUGGUUCAAAGGGCUGAGAAACAAACUAAACUUGAAAACACUUAUAUUUGGAAUUAUGAAGUCAAAGCAACGAUUUCUAUAAAAAAAUUAUCGACGAAAUUAAUUCCGAAAUAAAUUUGAUGUUGAGUGAAAGUAACUACUAUUUAAAUAAGAAGUAAUAUAAUACAAAACGAUGUUUGACAAGUUAUUAAGGCAACAAGCAAACCAUAAAAUUAUGUAUUUAGCUGCUAUAAAUGGAAGUCAUGUAUCAUCGCAUGCGUUGAAAAUAGUAAAAGAAACUUAGUAGGAAAAAAAUGAA